This is a messenger RNA of Lactuca sativa (garden lettuce), 1398 nucleotides long. Its product is annotated as Glutathione S-transferase family protein. Lineage: Eukaryota; Viridiplantae; Streptophyta; Magnoliopsida; Asterales; Asteraceae. Gene Ontology annotation, molecular function: glutathione transferase activity. The record is from RefSeq and is a predicted model, not a curated record.
GGUUUCCACGCCCUUUCCAACCCCUUCUUCGCUAGAAUUCCAUAUUCUCUGUCGCUUUCUGCCUUUACACACCCUUUCGGUUUCUAUUCUCCGUGAACCCACUAUUCAACUUUCGAAUUAUCACUGAAAAACCCUCAGAAUUUCCAGGCAAGUUUCAUAUUGACUGUCCGUCGGUUACGGUUUGUUUUUGAAAAUUCAUUUCAACUUUUAAGGCGAUUUCGUGUUUGAUCUUGAGGCCCCCAAUGCAGCUGUAUCAUCACCCGUAUUCAAUCGAGAGCCAGAAAGUCAGGCUGGCUUUAGAAGAACGUAAUAUCGAUUACACUUCAUACCAUGUCAAUCCCGUUACAGGCAAAAACAUGGAUCCUUCGUUUUUCAGGAUGAAUCCAACCGCUAAACUUCCGGUUUUCCAAAAUGGUUCCCAUGUUAUCUUCAACACGAUAGAGAUUAUUCAGUACAUAGAGCGGAUUGCCCUUGUUUCUUCAGGAAGCGGAAUCAUAACACAAAGCAGCAAAAAAGUGAUUGAAUGGAUGUACAAAAUCCAAGAAUGGAACCCAAAGUUCUUCACCUUUUCCCACAUUCCCGAAAAAUACUACAUGUCCGUAUCAAAGUUCAUACGCCGCGUAAUAAUCGCCCGAAUGUCCGAAUCCCCCGACCUCGCAACCGCUUACCACACCAAACUCAAACAAGCCUACGAAACCGAAGAAAAACUACGGGACCCACAAGUCCUUCAGACCUCCACUCAGCAUCUAAUUCGCCUACUUGAUGACGUGGAAGCACAACUGGAACAAACUUUGUACUUAGCUGGGGACGAGUUCACAUUAGCCGAUGUCAUGUUGGUUCCUGUUUUGGCCAGGUUAGGGCUCUUGGGCUUGGAGAAUGAUUAUAUAAAUUGUAGGCCGAAGUUAGCAGAGUAUUGGAAAUUGGUUCAAGAGAGGCCGAGUUAUAAGAAGGUGAUUGGGAAGCAUUUUGGUGGGUGGAAGAGACAGAAAACGUUGUUCAAGACAUGGUGCAUUGUUCGUAUGAGAUGUUUGCUAAAACGGUAUUGAAUCAUCUAGUGCUUUUUCGUUAGUUUGUUUGAAAUGUCAGUUAAUAGUGUGUUUGGGUUUUUAACUUUAAGUGUGUAGUAGUUUGCUCUUUGAUGUAUGUAAUUUACUUAAAAGAAAAUUGUAAAUGUGCAGUACAAUGCAGGGUUUGUGAAUGCAUAGUACUGAAAGGUCUUUUGUAUUGUUUUUGGCAUACAUUGGACCAACAGUAUCAUGUCAGUAGGAUAAAAUGGUAAAUUUUUAUGCCAACUUGUGGAACAUGAUACGAAUCUCUCGAUCUCUUGUAUGUACAAAAGACGUAAAUGUCGUCAUCCUUAAUUAUUGCAAAAAUAAAAAGUUUGUUGUUUACCUUGUA